This is a messenger RNA of Photinus pyralis (common eastern firefly), 1493 nucleotides long. RefSeq lists its product as uncharacterized. Lineage: Eukaryota; Metazoa; Arthropoda; Insecta; Coleoptera; Lampyridae. The coding region runs from base 233 to 847 and encodes 204 amino acids. The transcript has 3 exons. The record is from RefSeq and is a predicted model, not a curated record.
CAUAUGAGGUGCACUUCCUACGUGCUCGUGCGGAAUGGACCGAACUUGAGCCAGUGGGAAUAAAUUACAGAAGUGAGUUACCACAAGAACCUUGAAAUUGGAAAUAGGUGAUCACUGGUUUAAAAAUUGUAAAGUUCAGUGUCCAUAUUGCGUGAUAUUUUGAGAAGAGGAUUUUAAAACUGUUUUCAAAGUGACUAUUUACGAAAUAAAUAGCGGUAAACAGUACACAAAAAUGUCACCGAGCGGGGCAGUUUAUCAGCCCACGACGGUUACUUAUGAAGCCAACGCAUCGCCGCAAGAAAGAUGGUCCGACAGACCUAUAAGCUACUUAACAUCAUUCACCAGGACAUCUGGUAACCCCUGUGGUUUGACGUGUGCCCCCAUACAUGAUAACAUCCCUACGCUAUUCCUAGGAGCAGGGGCUAUAUGUGCGGUAAUCGGUCUCAUACUUCUAAUCAACGGUGCCAUUUUCUACUCAGAUCCACAGACUAUCGGCGAAGGCUUCUACUUAACCUGCACGAUACUGGGUGCACUCAUCUUUUGCGUGGGCGUCUUUCUCUUCGGAAUGUUUCUUCGUCAGUCACGAAGAUUGUGCUGCCGUACGGGUAAAGACCCGCUCGAUCCCGUUACCGGCCAAGCUCUCACAGUCAAUCCGUCCACCGAUCUACUGGUAGCGGCGCAGUACGCUCCCGUCUCUGAAGUCGCCUAUCAACCUCCAUCCGAAGACACCGAACAAAGUAAACUGAUGCCGCAAGAGCACAAAGACGAAGAUACCGACCGAAUGAUCGAGAGGGACCCGCGGAUCGUGCUCAGUCCGCUGAAUCCGACGACGCACGAGGACACCUAAGCGCCGAAGACCACUCGAACAGAAAAAUCUCUAUUUUUUUCAUUGACUGUGUAAAGUUUAAUGCUUCCAAUGUUAGUGUAAGACGGAACGGUAUUAGGUGCUUGCGAAACUGAGCUAGACAUCGAAUUGAUGUUUUAACAUUCCAUUUUUUAAUUUAGUUGGUUUUCUUCUAUUACAUAGAAGAAUAAUUUUAACUAGCGUUGCACCCUUUUUUUUCGCUUAAACGUGCAUGGUUGGUGAUCAGUUUGAAUCUCAUUGAAACAAUUGACUUAAUUGCAAGACUGUUCUUUUUUCCUUAAUUUAUUAUAAACAAUUUGUAGUUAGGAUCACUUUGUAUUUUAGUAUCGAGAAUCUCCGCAUUUUUCGGUAUUGUGCACACGUACACAACAUUCCAAAAUAGGGGAGGAUAUUUUAAGUAAUUCCAUCCAAAUGUGCAUAAGUAUUAAGUAAAAGUCUGCACUGAAUUGACACACUUUACAAAUUGGCGUUAUUGCACCGUUUUGUAAAAUUAUAGAUUAGUUUUUUUAUACAAACUUUAGGGAUUCCAAACAAAAUUCGAUGUAGUCUUAAACUCACUGUGUUAGUUAUACUAAGCACGUCUUAGUAGUUGUAUGUUCUAAGUUAAAAUAAAGUUGAGUUCCCAUAA